AAGACCCAACGUGUACUUCAGCCUUUCUCAUACGUCUAGACUUUUGAUCGUUCAUGAGACGAGGAACCCGUAAUGGCACCACUACCGACAAUCAACAAGCAGGGACUGAGCAAGGAGCUUAAUGAAGCUCCAGCUGAGACCAAGCCAUUCGAUGACAUGCAAGGAAUCAAGACUAUAGCCGGUGAUUUGGGUGCCGAAAGAGUCAAAGGCAAAGUCAUCAUCAUAACCGGCGCAAACUCAGAAAUCGGCAUCGGCCGUGCCUCUGCUCACCAAUUCGCCCGCAACGGCGCCCUCGCAAUCUACCUCUGCGACUUCUCCUCCACCAACCUCUCCAAACACGCCCAAGAACUACGCACCCUCUACCCAACCGUCAAGAUUCACACCUCGCAAUUCGACGCCGCCGAAGAAGCCUCCGUCGAGAAAAUCUGCCAAGAAGCCCUAACCACCUACUCACGUCUAGACGUAUUCUUCGCAAACGCGGGUAUCGCUCCCGCGAAGAUCUUCUGGGAAAUCUCAGACAAGGAGUUCAUGGAUGUACUCCGUACAAACACCUUAUCCGUCUUCCUUGCUACAAAGCACGCUUCUCGUGCAAUGCUUAAAACUUCUGACACGAAGAAAUACCCAGGCGGUAGUAUCAUCGCUACAGCCAGCGUGGCUGGUCUGCGUGCGAGCGCUGGAACGACGGAUUACUCUGCUAGCAAAGCCGCCGUCAUCAACGUAAUGCAGACGUGCGCGUACCAGCUAGCUGGCACAGGCAUCCGGUGCAAUGCCAUUUGUCCUGGUUUGAUCGAGACGGGCAUGACAAAGGUGACGUAUGAUGCAGCGAGGCAACGGGGUACAGAGCGCAAGAUUGGACAGUUGAAUCCGCUGAGGAGGGGAGGUCAGCCCGAUGAGAUUGCUAGGAUGGUGCUGUUUUUAGCGAGUGAUGAGGCGAGCUAUGUUAAUGCGCAGGCCAUGGUUGUGGAUGGAGGGUUAAGUGGUAGUUUACCGUUUGUCAUGGGCAAGUUGGCGUAAUGGAUGUGUACUACGUAGGAUUUUGGAUAUAAUUUAUAGUUAGUUAGUAAUAGAAAAUAUCAGUAUAA
This is a messenger RNA of Pyrenophora tritici-repentis Pt-1C-BFP, 1082 nucleotides long. Its product is annotated as FabG, Dehydrogenase with different specificities (related to short-chain alcohol dehydrogenase). Lineage: Eukaryota; Fungi; Ascomycota; Dothideomycetes; Pleosporales; Pleosporaceae. The record is from RefSeq and is a predicted model, not a curated record.